Xenopus laevis (African clawed frog) is the source of this 8521-nucleotide messenger RNA. RefSeq lists its product as uncharacterized. Bases 148 to 7653 code for a protein of 2501 amino acids. The record is from RefSeq and is a predicted model, not a curated record. The transcript is spliced from 26 exons. NCBI's taxonomy places the organism in Eukaryota, Metazoa, Chordata, Amphibia, Anura, Pipidae.
UCAUUUCUGGAUAUAGAGGCAGCAGGUUACAAUUAUUAAUAAGUAACAGGGAUGAGACAAACAUGGGGCACCAAUAAGAAUUGGCUGCCAGGAAGAGGUUAAUGUUUCACUGGGGGGGGGGCAUUAGAGACAAAAAAGACUGAGAAAAUGAAAGUGAAAGGGACUCGGCAGAACAACAUGGAACAGACAUCAAUUCUAUUCUUACUCGUAUUCUUUCUGCUACAGACAGGUGCUGCUCUAGAGCUGACGGUUCCCUCCUCCCACCAAGCAACAUUAGGAACCAAUGCCGUGAUCCCCUGCACAUUCCAAGUAGAUACCCCAGCUGUAGACAUCCGAGACGUGGCAAUAUUCUGGUACUUCCAGGAUAAGGAGAUCCUUAACAGCACAAGUACAGUGGGGACAUCUAAUCCCAGAUUGUCCAUAAACAAAGGUGCCAUCAAGGAUGGAGUGGCUUCCCUCUCUAUCUCUAACAUUGAGAUAUCAGAUGGUGGGCUGUACAGGUGCUCGGUGCUUUACAGUCCAGACAGAAAGUACAAGGAGGUCCGACUUGAUAUUCAAGCUCCACCCAGGAUCACAGUCACUAAUAAUAUUGUAAUUAAAGAUAAGAAAAGUGCCCUGAGAGCCUCCAUCACCGGCUUCUACCCUGUGGACAUUGAGAUUAAGUGGCUCAGGGAGGGGGAGAUAUUGGCUGGUGGAACUGUGAUCACCCCCCAGAGAAAUGAAGAUGGUACAUACCGAGUCAACAGCACACUCACCAUUGUACCCACCGAGGAGAACCAGAACUUCUCUAUCCGGGUCCAACAUAAGUCUCUCACUGUCCCUCUCCAGGAGGAUUUCCAGCUGAUCUAUGGAGCUCUUCCCUCAGCUGCCAUCUCAUAUAAACCAUUUAAACUGAAUGUGAAGCAGAUCCUGACGUGCAGAGUGUGGGGGUUUUACCCAGAAUCCAUUGCAGUGAAUUGGUUUGUGAAUGGGACCCGGGUGGAAAGUGCUACAUUUCGGAGAGUUAAUAGUUCUGCUGUGGAGUCGCAAUUCAAGUUCCUCCCAAAAGCUGAGAACAGAGUAGCAGAACUGAGUUGUGAGGUGCAACACAAGACCCUGAUGGACCCCCUGCUGCACAAACUGCUGGUGCAAAUCCCAGACCUGACUGUGAAGCACAGGUGGGCAGUGUACAUUGCUGCUAUUGUUCCCCUACUUAUAGCUGGAGUCAUAUUUAUUGUCUUACAUCAUAUUAUACAGAAUAUGAAAGAACAACCAAAGGUGAGAGAAAUGGUUUGCUCAGACAAUGGAGUAUUUAGCUUAGACGCAGACAAUUUCUCCCCUAAAGAAAUCACCAUUUCAUGGGAAGUGUCACAGCCGGUGGGAAGCGCAAGGUACCAACCUCUUGUCUCUUCUCUUGUCAUGAGUGCCAACCAAGAUGGCAGCUUCAACACCACCAGCACCUGUGAGCACCUGAGAGAUAAAGUGAAUGGGAAUGAGGCCUUUUCCCUCCGGGCCACCGUACAACAUGCAAAGCUGAAGCAGCCGGUUUAUAAGGAAUGGAACAGUGAUAAUGAGGAAUAUCAGAAAUAUUUCCUGUUGAGGCCGGUGAUGGGGGAAAUAUCCAAACCAAUUGUGUACCAUAACAAGGAGACCGCCCUACACUGUCAUAUCUCUCACUUUUUCCCCAUUGAUCUAACUGUCACUUGGUAUAAGAAGGAGAAGGAAAGGCAGGAGUUAACCCCAAUAUCUCCAUGUGACAUGUACAAGAUCCCAGAAAUCAGUCCCCACAAACAAGAGGAUAAAACCUUCACCUGUACAGCAAGUUUGCUUUUCUCUCCAUCACUCAACCAGGACAAUGGGACAGAAUUCAUCUGCCGAGUGGAACACCCAAGCCUGGAGGGGGCGAUAGAGAAGAGCACAGGCCCAAUACAUGUGAAAGCCAAACCCCAGGUCAUACAACCCAUAAAUCUCUCCAUUAGUGACUCCGGGGAGGUUCUCUGCUCCCUGUUUGUGCUGAGCUUUUAUCCCAAGGAGAUUCCCAUCACUUGGAUCUGUGGAUCCAGCCAAUCACAAGAGACAAAACCAUCAGAAGAGAAAUAUAAAGAAAAUGAUGAUGGGACGAACGACAUGGAAAGCACAUGUACAAUUCCUGGGAACCUCUUUAAUGAUCCAGAGUUUCAAAUGAAAGUCAAUUGGAAACAUGAGUCAAUGGAUGAAGAGGAAUCCAGAGAAAUGUCACUGCGAAAUCCAGACUUCCCCUGGAGGCCAACCAUAGAAGAGAUAUCCCAGUUUAUCUGGAUCCAGGACCAGGCGACUGCUCUGUACUGUAAGAUUUCUCCCUACUUCCCUGAUGCUCUGACUGUGAGUUGGAUGGAGAAGAGAAAGGGAAGGAAUCCCCAACCCGUAUCUACGUAUGGGAAUUACCAAAUCUCAGCUAUGAAGCCAGAGAGAAGGAAUGAUAAGACUUAUAGCUACACAACCCAACUGUCUCUCCCACCAUCCUCACGUGUAGAGGAAGAUCUGGAAUUCAUCUGUAGGGUGGAACAUCCCAGCCUGGAGCGGCCAAUAGAGAGAAGCACUGGGACCCCACAGUUUAAAGCGGCCCCCAAGCAGCCAAAUCCAGUGCAAUGGUCUGUGUGUGAUAAAGGGGGAGCUCUCUGUACCCUCAGUCUGCACAACUUUUAUCCCAAAACCAUAGAAGUCACAUGGAUCUGUCUGACUGGGUCACAAAAACAAGAACGUCUCCUCUCAGAACCUCAGUACCAGCCCAAUGCUGACCAGACCUUUAAUGUUACAAGUUCAUGUUCAGUAGCUGAGAAUCUGCUCCAACUCCCAGACUGUAAGAUCCGAGUCACCUGGAACCACCCGGCCACGGAAACUUCUGGAUCCAGAGAGAUCAGACCCACAGACCCAGAUUUCCCAUGGCGCCCCCAGGGGUCACUGAAGCCCAUAGCAACCCUUACACUGGGCAGAGAGGUGACACUACAGUGGGAAAUCUCAGACUAUUUCCCCAAUGCCCUGACACUGACCUGGCUACUAAGGAAGGUUGCCCAUGAAGAGCAAAUCCUGCCAACUCAUAAACACAAUUACAGGAUGGAGAAUAAACCAAGAAAGACCCCACGUGGGACAUAUAUCAGUACUGAGUAUCUGCACUUCAUCCCAUCAAUACUUUCCCACCAAGGGGCAGAAAUAGUCUGCAGAGUGGCACAUCCCAGCCUGGCACAGCCCAUAGACAUUGGCACCGGGGCCUUACACAUAACAGUGGCACCAGGAGACCCAGAGCCUGUGAGAUUGUCCAUCAGUGACUCAGGGAAGGAGAUUAUGUUCUCUCUCAUUGUCACCAGAUUCUACCCCAAACAUAUUCAUAUAGACUGGACCAGAACCAGCUCCAACAUUCAUCACCAAGAGAUAAUUCCAUCCCACAAAGUGAUUCAGGUUAAUGAUGAUGAGACAUUUAAUGCUGUGAGUGACGUCACAAUCCCAUCACAUGACUUCACUUUCCCACUGACAGUGACCUGGAACCAUAAAUCUACAGGACACACUGGGAAAAGAGACAUUCACCCAAAAGAUUUCCCCUGGCGCCCAGUAAUGUCAGAGAUACUCACUACUGAUAUGUAUGUGGGAACUGAGGCAGAAAUACACUGUAACAUCUCUGGUUAUUUCCCUGAUAAACUCACUGUCACUUGGUAUAAGAAGAAGGAGAAUGGCAGAGAGGAACUGGUUAACAAUGGUGGGAGGUACCAGAUCCCAGAUAUCCAAUCCCAGUACCAACCUGAUCAGACUCUCACCUGUACGGCACGUUUGCUUUUCUCUCCAUCACUGACUGAGGAACAUGGGACACAAUUUAUCUGCAGAGUCAAACACCCCAGCCUGGGGGAGGAGAUAGAGAGACGCACAGGGACAUUAUAUGUGAGGGCGGCCCCCAAGCAGCCAAAUCCAGUGCAAUGGUCUGUGUGUGAUAAAGGGGGAGCUCUCUGUACCCUCAGUCUGCACAACUUUUAUCCCAAACCCAUAGAAGUCACAUGGAUCUGUCUGACUGGGUCACAAAAACAAGAACGUCUCCUCUCAGAACCUCAGUACCAGCCCAAUAUUGACCAGACCUUUAAUGUUACAAGUUCAUGUUCAGUAGCUGAGAAUCUGCUCCAACUCCCAGACUGUAAGAUCCGAGUCAUCUGGAACCACCCGGCCACGGAAACUUCUGAAUCCAGAGAGAUCAGCCCCACAGACCCAGAUUUCCCAUGGCGCCCCCAGGUGUCACUGAAGCCCAUAGGAACCCUUACACUGGGCAGAGAGGUGACACUACAGUGGGAAAUCUCGGACUAUUUCCCCAAUGCCCUGACACUGACCUGGCUACUAAGGAAGGUUGCCCAUGAAGAGCAAAUCCUGCCAACUCAUAAACACAAUUACAGGAUGGAGAAUAAACCAAGAAAGACCCCACGUGGGACAUAUAUCAGUACUGAGUAUCUGCACUUCAUCCCAUCAAUACUUUCCCACCAAGGGGCAGAAAUAGUCUGCAGAGUGGCACAUCCCAGCCUGGCACAGCCCAUAGACAUUGGCACCGGGGCCUUACACAUAACAGUGGCACCAGGAGAACCAGAGCCUGUGAGAUUGUCCAUCAGUGACUCAGGGAAGGAGAAUAUGUUCUCUCUCAUUGUCACCAGAUUCUACCCCAAACAUAUUCAUAUAGACUGGACCAGAACCAGCUCCCACAAUCAUCACCAAGAGAUAAUCCCAUCCCACAAAGUGAUUCAGGUUAAUGAUGAUGAGACAUUUAAUGCUGUGAGUGACGUCACAAUCCCAUCACAUGACUUCACUUUCCCACUGACAGUGACCUGGAACCAUAAAUCUACAGGACACACUGGGAAAAGAGACAUUCACCCAAAAGAUUUCCCCUGGCGCCCAGUAAUGUCAGAGAUACUCACUACUGAUAUGUAUGUGGGAACUGAAGCAGAAAUCCUGUGUAACAUCUCUGGUUAUUUCCCUGAUAAACUCACUGUCACUUGGUAUAAGAAGAAGGAGAAUGGCAGAGAGGAACUGGUUAACAAUGGUGGGAGGUACCAGAUCCCAGAUAUCCAAUCCCAGUACCAACCUGAUUGGACUCUCACCUGUACGGCACGUUUGCUUUUCUCUCCAUCACUGACUGAGGAACAUGGGGCACAAUUUAUCUGCAGAGUCAAACACCCCAGCCUGGGGGAGGAGAUAGAGAGACGCACAGGGACAUUAUAUGUGAGGGCGGCCCCCAAGCAGCCAAAUCCAGUGCAAUGGUCUGUGUGUGAUAAAGGGGGAGCUCUCUGUACCCUCAGUCUGCACAACUUUUAUCCCAAACCCAUAGAAGUCACAUGGAUCUGUCUGACUGGGUCACAAAAACAAGAAAGUCUCCUCUCAGAACCUCAGUACCAGCCCAAUACUGACCAGACCUUUAGUGUUACAAGUUCAUGUUCAGUAGCUGAGAAUCUACUCCAACUCCCAGACUGUAAGAUCCGAGUCACCUGGAACCACCCGGCCACGGAAACUUCUGAAUCCAGAGAGAUGAGCCCCACAGACCCAGAUUUCCCAUGGCGCCCCCAGGUGUCACUGAAGCCCAUAGCAACCCUUACACUGGGCAGAGAGGUGACACUACAGUGGGAAAUCUCGGACUAUUUCCCCAAUGCCCUGACACUGACCUGGCUACUAAGGAAGGUUGCCCAUGAAGAGCAAAUCCUGCCAACUCAUAAACACAAUUACAGGAUGGAGAAUAAACCAAGAAAGACCCCACGUGGGACAUAUAUCAGUACUGAGUAUCUGCACUUCAUCCCAUCAAUACUUUCCCACCAAGGGGCAGAAAUAGUCUGCAGAGUGGCACAUCCCAGCCUGGCACAGCCCAUAGACAUUGGCACCGGGGCCUUACACAUAACAGUGGCACCAGGAGACCCAGAGCCUGUGAGAUUGUCCAUCAGUGACUCAGGGAAGGAGAUUAUGUUCUCUCUCAUUGUCACCAGAUUCUACCCCAAAGAUAUUCAUAUAGACUGGACCAGAACCAGCUCCAACAUUCAUCACCAAGAGAUAAUUCCAUCCCACAAAGUGAUUCAGGUUAAUGAUGAUGAGACAAUUAAUGCUGUGAGUGACGUCACAAUCCCAUCACAUGACUUCACUUUCCCACUGACAGUGACCUGGAACCAUAAAUCUACAGGACACACUGGGAAAAGAGACAUUCACCCAAAAGAUUUCCCGUGGCGCCCAGUAAUGUCAGAGAUACUCACUACUGAUAUGUAUGUGGGAACUGAGACAGAAAUCCAGUGUAACAUCUCUGGUUAUUUCCCUGAUAAACUCACUGUCACUUGGUAUAAGAAGAAGGAGAAUGACAGAGAGGAACUGGUUAACAAUGGUGGGAGGUACCAGAUCCCAGAUAUCCAAUCCCAGUACCAACCGGAUCAGACUCUCACCUGUACGGCACGUUUGUUUUUCUCUCCAUCACUGACUGAGGAACAUGGGGCACAAUUUAUCUGCAGAGUCAAACACCCCAGCCUGGGGGAGGAGAUAGAGAGGAGCACAGGGACAUUAUAUGUGAGGGCGGCCCCCAAGCAGCCAAAUCCAGUGCAAUGGUCUGUGUGUGAUAAAGGGGGAGCUCUCUGUACCCUCAGUCUGCACAACUUUUAUCCCAAACCCAUAGAAGUCACAUGGAUCUGUCUGACUGGGUCACAAAAACAAGAAAGUCUCCUCUCAGAACCUCAGUACCAGCCCAAUGCUGACCAGACCUUUAGUGUUACAAGUUCAUGUUCAGUAGCUGAGAAUCUGCUCCAACUCCCAGACUGUAAGAUCCGAGUCACCUGGAACCACCCGGCCACGGAAACUUCUGAAUCCAGAGAGAUGAGCCCCACAGACCCAGAUUUCCCAUGGCGCCCCCAGGUGUCACUGAAGCCCAUAGCAACCCUUACACUGGGCAGAGAGGUGACACUACAGUGGGAAAUCUCGGACUAUUUCCCCAAUGCCCUGACACUGACCUGGCUACUAAGGAAGGUUGCCCAUGAAGAGCAAAUCCUGCCAACUCAUAAACACAAUUACAGGAUGGAGAAUAAACCAAGAAAGACCCCACGUGGGACAUAUAUCAGUACUGGGUAUCUGCACUUCAUCCCAUCAAUACUUUCCCACCAAGGGGCAGAAAUAGUCUGCAGAGUGGCACAUCCCAGCCUGGCACAGCCCAUAGACAUUGGCACCGGGGCCUUACACAUAACAGUGGCACCAGGAGAACCAGAGCCUGUGAGAUUGUCCAUCAGUGACUCAGGGAAGGAGAAUAUGUUCUCUCUCAUUGUCACCAGGUUCUACCCCAAAGAUAUUCAUAUAGACUGGACCAGAACCAACUCCCACAUUCAUCACCAAGAGAUAAUUCCAUCCCACAAAGUGAUUCAGGUUAAUGAUGAUGAGACAUUUAAUGCUGUGAGUGACGUCACAAUCCCAUCACAUGACUUCACUUUCCCACUGACAGUGACCUGGAACCAUAAAUCUACAGGACACACUGGGAAAAGAGAGAUUCACCCAAAAGUAGCGGAAAUGCAAGUGACAGACAGACAGACAGACAGACAGACAGACAGACAGACUACAGAGGAAAGUGCAAAUAAAACAGAAGCAGGAGAUAAGACGUGUAGCAAUGAACCCACAGAUGAAACAGACAAGAAUGCGACAUCAGAAGACAACUAGGAGGGCACACGUCAUUUACAUCAUUCUGUGGGAAGUACAGUGUAGAUCCACAAUGGGUGUAACACUGACUCCAGAGUUAUUUGCAUCUGGUGAAGAAUUUGGGAACAGGAUUAGCUGGAAUGAGGAGGAGAGUUGUACCUACAAACUAGAGGACAAUUUACAAACCCCAAAUCCUGAGGGGAGAGGAGGGGGGCAGGGAAGGAAUUCCAAGCUGAGGAAUGGCCAUGGUUGGGAAGGGGAAAUGCAAGAGCCUGAUUGGUACAUUCCCGUAAGGUCUAGUUAAACAACAUUUAGAAAAACAACUGUUUGUUUUUUGGUUUGUACAUUUGCUUCUUUACUUUAUAAUGAUCUUCUUGAAGGCACUUGUUUGGUUUCUAUUCCUCUAGUUUAAUUGACCUGUAGCUGUUGAGACCCUCACUAAUGACAUUCCUGAAAUCCCCCCAUGUGUCCCCUAUAAAGACAAACCUAAGGUCAGGUGAGAUGAGCAGGUUAUUUACCUAUAAAAUAUAUAAAAUAUAUAAAAUAUGGCAUCUUAAUAAAAGUACAAGCACCAGAUAUCGAUGACUAGUGUAAAUCCCACAUAAUAGCACAAGCUGUUAUCAUUAUUAUUAUUAUUACAAUUAUUAUCAUCAGAAGCUUGAGAGAAAUAACAAAUGCUGAUAUUAUGGAAUAUUCUGGGAAUACUACUGUUGAUCUAUGGGGGGUUUCCUUACCUGUAACCUGUAUCAGUGAUAUAAGGUGUUGCCUAUAAAUCUAAAUAAUAAAUUGAAGCUGUUUGUGACACAUUACACUUGUGCGUCUGUGUUAGAAAAAGCUUCUAGACAUGACUGUGUAUUUAAUUCAUCAAUAAAACAUGUGUAUUGCUGAA